AUGCUCUAUCUGGCUCAUGCCCAGCAGCCGACUGCGGUACAUCGGACUCUCAAGUGUGACUUCCUGCCCGAUCAGAGCAACCAGACUACCGCCAGACAGGCCACUACACCGAACGCUAUCGAUGGAUCACCAGUCGACAGUGGAUGCCGCACCGGCUCGGACAGCACAGAGCCGGCUCAGAAUCUCAUAUUGAGCAAGCUCAACAGGAUCGAAGUGCACACCAUCGAGCCGACAGGACUACGACUUGCGCUUGAGAUCCCCCUCUUUGGCACUAUCCUCGACCUGCAGCCCAUCAGGUUCAAGGACCGAUCGACAAGCUCCUUGCUGCUUUUGACCACUUCGCUCCACUUCAGCGUGCUUACGUAUGAGCCCGAUUUUCUGACACCUGCAUCCGGUACGCGUUCGCUCGGCUGGUCGAAUGCCCGGGUACAGGACGAGGCAACGCUGUCUGUCUCCGAACGCGCCGGCAGACAAUCCGAAGAAGCUCAGACGAUCCUCGUCGAUCCUCACAACCGAUGCGUGCUCCUCCACAUCUACUGUGGCCUGAUACGUGUUCUGCCCAUCAAAUCAUCUGCUGGAGCUGCAAGCAAGCCAAGUCGCAGACGAUCUUCAGCCGCUGCCCCCGUCGGCGAAUUGUCAUCCUCUUUGAAGAAGUCAUCUGGCAAAGCACGCGCCUCUGCUGCUGCCUCGGCUGAGUCGGACGGAAUCGACGUGUUCCGAAGCUACAACAUACGUUUGCCAUAUCUCAAUGUCAAGCAUAUCGCUUUCUUGCCCCUGCCCGAAUCCUCGCUGCCGACAAUUGCGUUGCUCCACACGAAUUUUCUAGGACAGAACGUGCUGUCGAUUCAUGCUAUCUCCCUCAAGGAUAAAGAGCUCGUCAAUUCGGCCAAGCCAGACUUCGAACUCGUGCUCGACGACGAGACGGUCGAUCUCUUUAUUCCUCUCGAGCGAAAUCUGGCGACUGGCCAGCCGCUCGGUCUAUUGCUCGUGGGCAGCGGUCAGAUCAAUUGGCUUCCUCUUCCUCUGCUUGAUACCAUAGCGAGUCCUCCGAUCUCACCGACAACAGCAAGAAGAGCUUCGAUCUCGUCUGUUUCCACAAACGCUUCCGGUCGGCGCUCUGCACCACCAUCUCCCACGAAUACGCGAAAAUCGAAGGGCAAAGAAAGAGCGUCCGAUCGACGCGUGACGUCCAAAGUGCCUGUCGGCAUAUACAGAACAUACUGCGCCAUUGAUCACGACCCGAGCUUGUUGCUCGUUGGCGAUGAGGAAGGAUAUCUUGUAUCUGUCCGCAUCGGGCUACAGGGCGAGCGGGUGACAAGUCUAGACGUGGUCGAUCUCGGCAAAGUACCAAGCCCGACAAGCUUGACCCACAUUGCAGACGAAUACGUCUUUGUCGGCUCGUACUACGGUGAUUCGAGCCUCGUGGCAAUACCAGCCCUCACGAGCGAUGGCAUGGAAUGCGACAGUGUCUCAGUCAUAUCUGCCAUGGCCAAUCUUGCCCCGAUUGUCGACUUUUGCGUCGUGACGGACGAUGUAGGCCAAUCUCAUCUUGUCACCUGCUCGGGCGCCAAGAACAGCGGCAGCUUGCGACUCGUACGGCAGGGCGUCGGCCUCUCCAUUCUAGCUACGAUCGACUUGCCUGCAGUGCAGAAUGCCUGGCCGCUCAAACUCGCCUCUUCGUCCAUCAAGCACGAUGCCAUUCUGGUCUCGUUUCUCGACCGAUCGCAGCUUCUCAGCCUAUGCAAUGGGAACCUAAGUGAGCUUGCCUCGCCUGCUCUGACAGAGCCUACCCUGUAUGCAGGUACCUUGGGCGAUGCCGGUGCCCAAGUGGCUAUCUGCGCGACAGCCAAGGCGAUAUUGCGCUUGUCCAUCGAAAAGCCAUCGGAGCUGUGGACAUCGCCUACGGGAGAUCUGAUCACCGCCGCCAGUAGCGAUGGCUCCUCGCUUCUUCUUGCUACAUCGUCAAAGGCACUGGUGCUCAUGACGCUCUCGCCGAAUGGCAUUGCUCUGACCACGACGAAACAAACAAUCUCCGAAGUAUCUUGCUUGGCUGCUUGGACGACCACGACAGGCUCGCAAAUAGCGGCAGUAGCUUCCUGGUCGACCAAUGCCAUUUUGCUCUAUUCUUUACCCCACCUCGAGCCGGUCACGGGCGCCGAGCUCAGCUUCGACCACUUGCCACAGUCUAUGCUCUUUCAGAAGUUUGAAGACGAUGCUGUGCACCUGUUCGUCGGUCUGGGUAGCGGUGAUCUGAUCAGCUUCGGUAUCGACGCAGCUUCAGGGGCCGUAUUGCCUUUAUCGAGGAAGAGUGUCACUCUGGGAAAGAAGCCGGUGCUGCUCUCACAGUGCUCUGCUGCCGGUCAACCUGCCGUCUUUGCAGUGACAGACAGGCCGACUGUCGUUAGCCGGAGUGCAGGCAGGCUGUCGUAUGCCUCGGAUAACCGGAGAACGCUCGUGGCAAUCAACCAGAUCGAUGCGCUCAGGUUCGAACAAAGCUUGAUGCUCGUAUCGCCGGAAGGCAUACAAUUCGCUCGUGCAGAUGGUAACGAAUCACUGCAUGUAAGGAGCUUGAGCCUGGGCGAACUACAGCCGCGCAAGAUCGCUCACUCGGCCGAGCUACGCGCGUAUGCUGUGCUCUGUCUACAAGAGACGAUAGAUCGCUCUACCGGUCAUUUGACUCGUGCCGGUAGUGUCCAAUUCGUCGAUGCGUCGGACUUUGCUUUGCUGGAUUCCUUCGACUUGCAGUCGGACGAACACGGCACAGCACUAGAAACGGUCUCGCUGCAUGGUGCCGCUCACUUUGCGGUUGGCACAGCUUUCAGCGAUCGAACGGUUGAUGCUCGUGAGCCCAAGAAGGGCAGAGUGCUCACUUUCAUGCGAGAUGGCGACAAGUUCGAGCAGCAUGUGCAUGCUGUCCUCGAAGGCGGCGUGUUUGGCCUAUGCCAGCUCCCCAACAGCUUCCUGGCAGCCAUUGCCAAUGCGCAAGUGAAAGUUUUCCAUGUCACCGAGCAAGCGCAUAUCGACCAGAUGACGUGUUGGGCUGGCACCUUCCUGGCGCAAUCCAUCUCGUCGCGUGAUAGCCAGAUCAUCGUCGGCGAUCUGUAUCGCUCUGUCGUCUUGCUACAGUGGGAUGAGGCCAAGGAUACGCUGUCGGAGGUCGCUCGAGAGCAUCAUGUCAAUGGCAUGAGCGCAGUCGAGUUCCUUGGUUUCACAGACGAUAGAUACAUCGGCACAGAGCAAGAGCUCAAUAUCUUCACUCUCACCAAGACAAAGACACGCGAGCGCAUCGAUAUACUCGAAACCGAGGGCAUGUUCCAUAUAGGCGAAUACGUCACCCGCAUCCGCAAAGGCGCAUUGGUGCCUGGCUAUACUGAUACUUCUUUCGGCGCGGCGCCACAACUUCUGUUCGGCACUUCAGAUGGCAGUCUCGGGGUCAUCGUCAAUUGCACGCCCGAAGUUUCGCUGAAGUUGUUCGCACUCGAGCGCAAUAUGCGUGCAGUCAUUCGUGCAUUCGGAGGACUCGAACAAGUCGACUGGAGAGCCUUCAGAGCGCCACACCGAGUCCACGAGCCUGUCGGCUUUGUAGAUGGCGACAUGAUCGGCCGAUUCGCGGAGCUCAACGAGACGCAAGUCAACCAGGUCCUGCAAGGCGCAUCGGAGCACUCCGCUCUGACGAAUACGACUGCCGAAGAUCUCUAUCGGCUGGUGGACGAGCUUCAGAGGAUGCACUGA
Molecule: messenger RNA, 3732 nt
Organism: Mixia osmundae IAM 14324
Lineage: Eukaryota; Fungi; Basidiomycota; Mixiomycetes; Mixiales; Mixiaceae
Exons: 7
Coding region: 1-3732 (1243 amino acids)
Biological process (GO): proteasome-mediated ubiquitin-dependent protein catabolic process; DNA repair
Cellular component (GO): site of double-strand break; nucleus
Molecular function (GO): nucleic acid binding; protein binding
Source: RefSeq, a predicted model, not a curated record